AUGCAUUCACAAACGCUGACCAGCCUGUUUAACUUUAACGUGCCCACUGAAACUGGUUAUAUUAACCAGGAUUCCUCAAAGUUUGUGAUACAGCGUCUUUCCAAUAACAAUUACAGGAAAACAAGAUCGAUACUGACUGAUCCUUGGGAUGUAGACACGUCAAGAAGUUUUUACCCAAACAGCAUAGGAGUGGAUAUUUCAAAGAAUGACUACACAAUUACGUCGAUCACAAGGGAAGCAAUUUUGAACGUGACGGCACAAUUUCUACAAAGUCUACUGCCGAAUUCUACAGCAGUUUCUCUGGAAACACUAGACCCUUUGACAGAAAGUUCCUUGUUCAACGCAUACUAUGGAGGCGAGGUUUCAGCAAAGAAGUUUUCAGGAAAUGUCCUCUCCAUUGCAACAUCUGCUAUGAAAUUCUGUCGACUUGAGAACCGAGCGGCGCAUUUUUUCAGCGAGGAAAUUGCAGAUGGACUGGCGCUUCUGUUGUCCUUGAGGAUGGAUUUAGAACGAGUUCUGAGUAAGCCGUACAAUCUCACAAACUUUGAUGUCGUGCGGGAGCUUAUUGGAGCCGUGAUUUGUGUCCAGUCAUCGUUUUAUUCCAACACAAACUGGGUCGAAACUCACGGCAGCGACUUGUAUGAGGAUCUUGUCGGGCUAAGUGAAGCAGGUAAAUGUAGUCACGGCGGUAUGUACGAUUCCAGUAGAACGUUUGCCGCUACAGGUGGGAUCAACAAGGAGACAUCCAAUCCGUUAUUCUCCCCGCAUCACCAGCUUCAUGCUAUAGCCGGGCAAUCCGCAGUUAAAGCAGCUAUUAAUUUGUUCCAGGACCAAGACAAUGGAAUACUGGCUGUGAUGGGAGAUAAGAAAUUUAAAACGCUGCUUGGUCUCGGAACCGGGGUUACAUUAUGUGUUGUGAUGGACACCACAGGCAGCAUGUUGGACGACAUUAAUGCUGUGAAACAACAGACACAGAGCCUCGUGAACACGCGCGCGGGGACUGUCCAUCUUCCCGAAUCUUUCAUCUUUGUCCCAUUCGCAGACCCAGACAUCGGUCCAGUCCAAGAAGUGGCUAACGGGGCGGAGUUCCUACAGAUUCUCCAGGAUGUGGUACCACAUGGUGGAGGAGACUGCCCAGAACGGACUCUCGAGGGGAUCCUUCUUGGGCUGCAGGCCACCGCAGAGUUUUCAAAAGUUUUCAUUUUCACAGAUGCCAAUGCCAAAGACGGACAGCUGAUGGACAAGGUUAUAGCCACAGCCUUUUCCAAACAAAUCACUGGAGGAAACGUUUUCUAUUCGUCGAAGAGUGAUAUCAACGAGGCAAGUGGCGUACUCGACUUGCUGUCAGGAGGCGAUCAAGUCUCUCUGUUGAGGAUUACAACAAGUGGAAAAAGGGAUUACAAUAUUCCAGUGGAUGAGACUUUGCGGGAUUUUUCUGUGUUCAUCUCCUCGACAUCCGGUACAUACCUGCCCGGAAUGUCUCUGCUUACCCCAUCAGGUGCGUGA
Molecule: messenger RNA, 1506 nt
Organism: Liolophura sinensis
Lineage: Eukaryota; Metazoa; Mollusca; Polyplacophora; Chitonida; Chitonidae
Product: von Willebrand factor A domain-containing protein 7-like
Exons: 9
Coding region: 1-1506 (501 amino acids)
Source: RefSeq, a predicted model, not a curated record